AUGGGCACAUGUACAAGCAAAACAUCAACAACGGAAAUGCCCAGUCAAAUAGUCCCCCCAAAACGCAAAAAACUUCAGAAGAAACGACCAUCGCAGCGAAGACGACUAGAAUAUAUCCCUAAUAGCACACGUAUAGGAAAAACUUGUCUCACAUGCAACCAACCAUACACGACGCGUAGCGUUCGCGGAUGGUGUCAACCAUGUGAAGCGCGUCGUUUUCACGACGAUUUUCCAAACUGGAAGACUGGGAAUACCGCGUUAGAUAAUCUUAUUAAAGAGUCACAGUUGAACAAUAGUGCGCCGAAUCAGUUUUUGGAGUGGAUUCCUUUCGAUAUGUUUGAGGGUGUGAGGGAAAUCGGGAGGGGAGGUCAUGGAGUGGUGUAUAAAGCUACUUGGCGUUUGGGCCCAAAAUUGUAUUGGGAUGAGAUGAGGCGAUAUUGGGUUCGGGAGGGAGAAACUAAAGUAGUGCUAAAACGAUUGUAUGCUUCACAACUAGCUAAUCAAGAGUAUUGGAACGAGUUACAUUCGCAUCGAUCUACUCACAGUAAAUGCGUAUCGAAAUGGUAUGGAUUCAGUCAAGAUCCGCAAUCACGAGAAUACAUAAUAGUAUCACAACUAACAGACGUUGACUUACGACAAUACCUACGUGAAAACUUCAAAGAACUAACGUGGGAGAAAAAGCUCGGAAUCGUAUACAACAUACUACACGGUCUCAUGGAACUUCACAACUCACGAAUAGUUCACAAAAACUUCCAUAGUGGAAACAUAUUACGACACUAUAACGGCUCGCAAUCACUCACCUUUAUUACAGAUAUAGGCCAAUCGCGUCCCCCGCUAUCUAGAUCCGGACGUCGAGAAAUCUACGGUGUAUUGCCUUACACAGCACCAGAAGUAUUGCACGGGUGUCCAUGCACCGAAGCAUCAGACGUGUACAGUUUCGGGAUGGUAAUGUGGGAAAUUGCCGCUUCGCGUCCCCCAUUCUGGGAUCGAGCCCACGACGCGAGACUGGCGUGGGAAAUAUGUGAUGGACUCAGACCAGAGAUUGUAGUCACAAUGCCAAUGUGUUAUGUCGAAUUGAUGGAACAAUGUUGGCGAGCUGAUCCAAAAGAACGACCAGAUAUACGUAGUCUCGAGAAAACUUUAAUGUCGUGGGGCUGGCAUAUGGGACUAUCUCAGAAACAAAGAAUUGCUGAACAGUUUGUCGCUGCGGAACAAGAUCGUCUGAAAAUGAUCGAAGAGGCUGGUGACAACGUGAUGGAGCUGGCGUUCCCAGUGUUGCAUCCGAAAGCUAUCUAUUAUAGCAGACGUUUAAAUUUCACGGAUUUACCAGAGUCACGUGAUCGAACAUUGAUGUCUGUCAUUUAUAGUGAUGAUGAAUAUAGUUUUAUUGAUUCUAUUAAUGAGGAUAAUAGCGAUAUUGCAAAUGAUGAUAAAAGAUGCUCGCGAGCUUUUCUUCGUGAAGGAUUGGUAAUAGUAAUGCCAGCUCGUUUGGGUGAGGAAUCUACGAGAGUAGAAACUAAGUCUGUUUCUAGCCUUGAUUCCGUCCAAGAAAAGGAUCAACAACGAAAACAACAAGAGAGAUCAUCAAUCUAUUCGCUAGAAUGGACUGGAGAUGAGGGUUAUGAAGAAGAACACGAACUAAGUUUCCCGAUCAUGAUAAGUAAAAGCAUGGCGUCCGAAAUCAAAAACAACAAUAAUAAUAGCCUUGAGAUCUCACUUGUGGCUUAUAACGAUCGAAUAAACUCCAAGAAAUCGUCAUCGUCACUUCGAAAAGAUAAAGACUUGCAGCGUUGUGGUGGAGGAAUAGAGAUAUAA
Ambispora leptoticha is the source of this 1815-nucleotide messenger RNA. Lineage: Eukaryota; Fungi; Glomeromycota; Glomeromycetes; Archaeosporales; Ambisporaceae. The record is from the annotation of a GenBank genome assembly.